Molecule: messenger RNA, 2064 nt
Organism: Penicillium antarcticum
Lineage: Eukaryota; Fungi; Ascomycota; Eurotiomycetes; Eurotiales; Aspergillaceae
Exons: 1
Coding region: 1-2064 (687 amino acids)
Molecular function (GO): monooxygenase activity
Source: RefSeq, a predicted model, not a curated record
AUGACUAUCACCAGCCCUACCCCCAAGCACACCUUCGCUGAUCGUGCGGCUGCCAACAACUUCAACGAUGCCCAGAUCCUGAACUCCAACAACCGCUCCGGUGCCGAUAUUCCAGAGAAGUCCGAUGUUGUCGUCGCUGGUGGUGGUAUUCAUGGACUGAUCUACGCCAUCCAUGCUGCCACGUAUCAGCCAGGAAACAUCAGCAUCUCACUGAUCGAAAAGGCUAGUAAGCCUGGCUACAAGAUUGGUGAGAGUACCUUGCCGCUAUUUUCCUUGUGGUGCAAGAUGCAUGGCCUCACAGCCGAGUAUCUUCUGCGACUCUUCGGUCUCAAGGACGGACUGGCCUUCUACUUCCUCGACCGCGAGAACCAGGGGGAAUACUCAGACUUCUGCAGCAAUGGCACUCCCGGUCUCUUCCUCAGUGGAUUCCAGGUUGAGCGAACCAUUAGUGAGCUCCUCUUCACGUUGCUGGCUCAGCGUAAGGGAGUCAACGUCUACCACGGCCGCCAGGUUGACUUCAACGCCAGUGCUAUCAACGGUGGAUCUGACCGCAGCAAGAUCUCCAUCAACCCCGGCAAGUUCGACGGAAAGCCAGCCAGUAACAUUAAUUCCUCGCUAUUGGUUGACGCCACCGGUCGUUUCCGCCAGCUUGCAUCCAAGAAGGCCCCACUGCACCGUUUCGAGGACUGGAACUAUGAUUCCUUCUGGGGAUACUUCACUGCCCCCGCGGAUGAGAGCAACAUUCCUCUCCGUCACUACGAGGGUGACCACACUAACCAUCUGUGCUUCCCCGAGGGCUGGGCUUGGGUUAUCAAGCUUCCUUCAUGGGAGGGCAGCUCUACUGCCAACCUCAUGGAUAUGAUCUCGUAUCUGCUGGACUGUGCCGAAGCCGGUGUUCCUGGAGAUCAGGUUCCAAGCUCAAUGGAGCUCGCCCGCAUGUUCGACCUCAAGUUCAAAUGGGUCACUAGUAUUGGAUUCGCUGUGCGCAACGACGUCAAGUACCCCGAGGACAUGUCGGCUCACGGUACACGUGAAGCCGAGCGCAAGUUCAACUACUUCGUCCAGAAGUACGACAUUAUCAAGGAGUUCAUGACCAACUUUGACCUGAUCGAGAACCUCUAUGGCCCCGGAACCACCUGGUACAUUCGCAAGUCCCUCACCUACCAGUCCCCUGUUGUCUCUGGUCCCGGUUGGCUCGCUAUUGGCGACACCUGUGGCUUCACCAACCCGCUUCAUUCGCCGGGUAUCACCGCUGCUAUGUCAACCUCGACUUACGCUGCCGAGCUCACUCAUCAGGCUCUGGAUCAAGCUAGGACUGAGGCCAAUGACGAGGCCGCCGAGCGCAGCAUUCGUCGAACCCUGGCACCUUACGAUGACUUUGCCCGUCGUCUUUACCCAUCCUUGAACCAAAUGAACAAAUUCAACUACGUCUGCUUCCGCGAUCCCCGCCUGGGUCCUCAGGUCUCCUGUCUCUGGCAGUUCUUCGCCGGAAUUGGUAUCCCAGACUGGCAGCUCAUCCGUCAGGACUACAACCUGAACAUGAAGACAUACGUGCCCCACUCCAUCAACUGGGCUUGGGGAUCCAUGACACCAGAGUACGACUCCGUGGCGCGUCGCACCCUUGAGCUCCUGGCCCCGAUCCCUCUGGAAGAGACCAUCCCAGAUGCCAUAGUUCGCGAGGUGAUCGAGCUUUCCAAUGCAGUCAAGAACGUCGCAGUCGACUCUGGUCGCUUCAACUUCCGAUGGGAUGGUCUGCUUCGCUACUACGACAUCUACCUCAACUACCACCCUGAUCAGCCCUUCAAGGAUACCUUCUCUCGCCAGUGCCGCGAGUGUGGUACCUGGCUUCACUGCCGUCCGGACUGGCGCCGCUGCUACGCUUGUGGUGAGACUCGCUCUGAAGAGGAUGCUGCUAUCACUUGGAACCCUCCUCUCGAGGUUGAUGAGGUCAAGGCUUUGGUGCGCGCCUCCGAUGCAAAGCCUGCGGCACGAGCAGAGAAGGAGAUGACUACCGAAACGGUUACGGAAUUGCCUGCCAUGUCUACAAUUCCGGUGAGAGUUUAA